Molecule: messenger RNA, 897 nt
Organism: Ceutorhynchus assimilis (cabbage seed weevil)
Lineage: Eukaryota; Metazoa; Arthropoda; Insecta; Coleoptera; Curculionidae
Source: the annotation of a GenBank genome assembly
AUGGAUAACGAAGACAAAAAAAAACGGGGUGUUAAUUGGUCCAAAGCAGAAAUAAACCUGUUUAUGAAUUGUUUACUCCCUCACAUCAAUGUAAUCGAGAACAAACAGACUGAUGGGGUAUCUUUAAGAGAGAAACAAACAAAAUGGAAAAAGGUGCAUGAAAAUUUUAUUGCACAGAAUACCGAUCAGGCCAGGGACUUAACAUCUCUUAAAUUAAAAUAUGAUAACAUCAAGAGAAAUUUAAAAAAGAAAAUUCAAAACAAUAAAAAGCAGUUGACAAAAACCGGCGGAGGACCACCACAGGAAGAACCACUCUUAUGGUCUGAGGAAGCUUUAUAUCAGGUGCUUCAAGUGAGUAUUGAUGGGCUACCAUCAGAAGGCGAUUCCGAUGCCCUAACGACCCCUUUGAAAAAAAAUGACCCAAAACCCAGCACAUCAUAUUCAUUUCGCGCCUUGUUGGAAGAUAAUCCAGAUGGGGAGGCAUUAAGGACAGUCGAAAUAGUCGAAAUAGAUGUCGUUUCUGAUAUUGGAGAAAGCUCUACCAGAGCAAAAUCAGGCUGGAAUUUGAAAAGGAAAAGGACAAUUUCGGCUGUUGAUAAAGAAACUUCUCUUCACGCCUUCGAGGCAUUAUCAGAAAAAAAAACCGAUUUAGCGUCGGAGCAGAAAAAAUGCUUUGAAGUUGAGCUUCACAUGAAGCUAGUAGAAGAAAAAAACCAAAAAGAGGAAUGGGACAUUAGAAGGGAAAUCCUAAAAACGGAAAGUCUAAGUAAUGCUAAGUAUGCUAUAACCAACGAUUUGUGUGCAAAGGACAACAAUAAAGAUUCAAAGCAUCUAAAACUGACCCAAAGAAGGAAACAAAGAAGCGACCAUUGGAGGUAUAAAACUCCAAAUAGGUAA